AUGAUCAGCCUGAGCAUUCCGUCGCCCAAGGCGCUCUUCACGCGCUGGCGCCGCCGAAGCAACUGCGAAGACACCAAGAAGUUGAGCCCCGUCGCACUAGCGGGCGCGAGCCGUCGAUACACGAGCACGAUCAACAACUGCUGCAAUUCGCACGCACCAAGCGUCGACCCGAGUUGUCAAAGCACGACAUUCCAAGGCGAUAGCAAGGCGUGCACCACGUGCAAGCGCCAGUACUUGCGGUACGCCAGCAAGUACGACGAGUACUGCUCGGUGGACUGCAAGUCUGUCGGGUACUCGAAGUACACACUGAGCUACUAG
Saprolegnia parasitica CBS 223.65 is the source of this 318-nucleotide messenger RNA. RefSeq lists its product as hypothetical. The transcript has a single exon. The record is from RefSeq and is a predicted model, not a curated record. Lineage: Eukaryota; Oomycota; Saprolegniomycetes; Saprolegniales; Saprolegniaceae. The coding region runs from base 1 to 318 and encodes 105 amino acids.